Ambispora leptoticha is the source of this 5577-nucleotide messenger RNA. The record is from the annotation of a GenBank genome assembly. Lineage: Eukaryota; Fungi; Glomeromycota; Glomeromycetes; Archaeosporales; Ambisporaceae.
AUGAAUGGACAUCAGUUUGCAUACUCGUCCGCGCCGCUUCGGCGGGUUAAAUACGUACAGUUUGGAAUUUUGUCACCAGACGAAAUUAAACAAAUGUCGGUCGCUCUAAUUGAGCAUCCUGAAACUAUGGAUGAAACUGGACACAGACCAAAACAAGGCGGUUUAUUGGACUCUCGUAUGGGUACUAUCGACAGAAAUUUUAAAUGUCAGACUUGUGGUGAAGGCAUGUCUGAAUGUCCUGGCCACUUUGGCCACAUAGAAUUGGCUAAGCCAGUUUUUCAUGUUGGAUUUCUACCUAAAGUGAAAAAAAUCCUUGAGUGUAUCUGUAUUAAUUGCUCGAAGUUAAAGACAGACGACUCAAACGCAAAAUUUGUUCAAGCACGCAAAAUUAGGGACCCGAAGCGCCGUCUCAAGGCCGUAUGGGAUAUAUGCAAGUCAAAAACUACAUGCGAACGUGGCGAGGAAGCAGAUCAAGAUGAUAAAGGUUCUGAUUAUGAGGAUUAUGUUCAAAGUGCUCCUUCUAAACAGCAGCAACAAACCACCGAUGAAGAUUUAGGUCUGGUCAGAAAAAAGAAACCACACGGGGGUUGUGGUCAUAAACAGCCUACAAUCCGUAAGGAAGGAUUGAAAUUAUACGUAAAUUAUAAAAGUAACAAGGACAGUGAUGAACAAUCUCAAGAUACACGAAAGCCACUUACUCCAGGUGAUGUACAUCAAAUUUUAAAAAAGAUCUCUCCUCAAGAUCUUAAAGAUAUGGGCUUGAAUGGAGAAUAUGCUAGACCGGACUGGAUGAUAAUCACAAUUCUUCCAGUUCCACCACCACCUGUUCGUCCAAGCAUUCAAAUGGACGGAACUAGUAGAGGUGAAGACGAUUUGACACAUAAGUUAGCCGAUAUAUUGAAGGCUAAUCAAAAUGUUAAACGUUAUGAAGCCGAGGGACACCCUGCUCACGUUGUCAAUGAAUUCGAAGCAUUGCUACAGUUUCACUGUGCAACAUAUAUGGAUAAUGAAAUGGCUGGCCAACCUCAAGCUCUUCAAAAGUCUGGGAGACCCCUAAAAUCGAUCCGUGCACGUCUUAAGGGUAAAGAAGGUCGUUUACGUGGAAAUUUAAUGGGAAAGCGUGUUGACUUUUCCGCUCGUACUGUCAUUACUGGUGAUCCAAAUAUAUCUGUAGAUCAAGUCGGUGUUCCGAAAAGCAUUGCCCAAAACUUAACCUUUCCGGAAUUGGUUACACCGUUCAACAUUGAUCUUCUCCAAGGAUUAGUGGAAAAUGGUCCUUCUGUGCAUCCGGGAGCUAAAUAUGUUAUAAGGGAUACUGGUGAACGAAUUGAUCUCAAGCAUACAUCGGGUAUGAGCGGCGGUGUACGGUUACAACUAGGGUGGAAGGUUGAACGCCAUCUUAAUGAUGGAGAUAUAAUUAUUUUUAAUCGUCAACCUUCGCUUCACAAAAUGUCAAUGAUGGGACAUAGAGUCCGUGUCAUGCCCUAUUCUACUUUCCGCCUGAAUUUAUCAGUCACAACUCCUUAUAAUGCUGAUUUUGAUGGUGAUGAAAUGAAUAUGCAUGUUCCUCAAUCUGUAGAGACUAAAGCAGAGAUUUCUGAAAUUUGCAUGGUACCUAAACAAGUAGUGUCUCCCCAAUCAAACAAACCCGUAAUGGGUAUCGUCCAGGAUACUUUAUGUGCUGUUCGAAAAUUCACUAAGCGAGAUUGUUUUUUAUCAAAAGAUUUGGUAAUGAACAUUUUGAUGUGGGUAUUAGAUUGGGAUGGUCGUCUUCCGAUUCCGUGUAUCUUAAAACCCAUUCCUUUAUGGACUGGUAAACAAAUUCUAAGUAUGAUUAUUCCUAAAGGUAUAAACUCGGACAAUUUACGCCAUUCAGGUCACCCUGAAAAUGAACAUUCAGAUAUUUCUCCAGGUGAUACUAAAGUUUUGAUAGAGGAUGGAGAGCUACUUUGUGGUAUCGUGUGUAAAAAGACAGUUGGUGCGACACAUCAAGGUUUAGUUCAUGUUAUUAUGAAUGAAUUAGGGCCUGAAAAAGCAAAGGACUUUUUAAACGGAUGUCAAGCUGUUGUCAACCAAUGGUUGCUACAAAAUGGGUUUAGUAUUGGCAUUGGUGAUACGAUCGCUGAUGACGAAACAAUGAAAAAUAUUACUAAUACAAUUAGUAAUGCCAAAUCACGUGUAGCUGAAAUUAUUGUGGAGGCACAACAGGACAAAUUAGAGUGUGCUCCUGGUAUGACUAUACGGGAAACAUUUGAACAUAGAGUCAAUAAAGAACUAAAUACUGCUCGUGAUGCUGCUGGAAAAAGCGCGGAACAAAGUUUAAAAGAAGAAAAUAAUGUCAAACAAAUGGUUAUUGCUGGCUCGAAAGGUUCCUUUAUUAAUAUUUCACAAAUGACAGCUUGUGUCGGUCAGCAGAACGUUGAGGGCAAACGUAUACCGUUCGGAUUUAAAUUCCGUACUUUGCCACAUUUUACAAAGGAUGACCAUAGCCCAGAAAGUCGUGGAUUUGUCGAAAAUUGUUACCUUCGUGGUUUAACACCACAGGAAUUUUUCUUUCACGCUAUGGGUGGACGUGAAGGUUUAAUCGACACUGCUGUAAAAACUGCUGAAACCGGUUAUAUUCAACGUCGUUUGGUGAAAGCCUUGGAAGAUGUGAUGGUUAAAUACGACGGGACAGUUCGUAAUUCUCUCGGCGACAUUGUUCAAUUUUGUUAUGGAGAGGAUGGGAUGGAUGCAUGUUUCGUUGAGCCACAGACUUUUGAUACUUUACCAAUGAGUAAUUCAGAAUUUGAUAACAAAUAUCUCAUAGAACUCACUAAAGAUGACGAAAAGAAUAAAGAAAAAGAGACCAGCCAACAGGAUGACAACGAUUUAGUUCAACCAAAGAAGCCUAAAACUCAGCAAGAAAUAAUUAGAGAAAAAAUUGUUGAAGAAUAUAUGCAAUUAAAACGAGAUCGUGAAAUGCUGCAACGAGACAUUUUUACAAACGGUGAUAAUAAGUGGCCGUUACCUGUUAAUAUUAAACGUCUUAUUAAAAAUGCCCAACAAAAGUUCAACAUUAGACCUUCACGCUGGACUACUACUGAUUUGCAAUACCAUGAAGUAAUUAACAGUGUUGAAGAAGUUAUGUCGAGACUAUUGGUAGUUAAAGGAAAUGAUCAAAUCAGUCAUGAAGCACAGACGAACGCAACUACAUUGUUUAAAAUCUUAUUAAGAUCAUGGUUAGCAAGUCGACGUGUAAUUGAAGAAUUCCAUCUCAAUUCUCAAGCUCUAAAAUGGGUUUUAGGUGAAGUCGAAUCAAGGUUCCGGAAAUCUCUUGUUUCUCCCGGAGAAAUGGUUGGAACAGUUGCCGCGCAGUCUAUUGGAGAACCUGCUACACAAAUGACAUUGAACACUUUCCAUUAUGCCGGUGUUGCAAGUAAAAACGUCACACUUGGUGUUCCUCGUCUUAAAGAAAUUAUUAAUGUUGCCAAAAACAUAAAAACACCUUCCCUCCAUGUGUUCCUCACGGGUGAAUAUUCCCAUUCAAUGGAGGCUGCCAAAGAAAUCCAAAGCGCGAUAGAGUACACUACUUUGAAGACUGUAACACAACGCACGGAGAUAUGGUAUGAUCCUAGUCUUCAUAGUUCUAAUAUUGAAGCAGAUAAAGAUUUCGUUGAAUUGUAUUAUGAAAUGGAAGAAAGUGAGGAAUCUGAUGAAGGUGGCUACCAGUCUCCUUGGGUUUUACGUUUUGAACUCAAUCAUGGUGUGAUGCUUGAUAAAAAGCUUCAAAUGGAUAUGGUUGGACGCAAAAUACAGCAAAGUUUUAAGGAUGAUAUUCAUGCUAUAUGGAAUGACGACAAUUCUGAAUUGAAAGUUAUUCGCUGUCGAAUUAAAAUUGCACCUGGUAUUGACAAAGAAAGUACAGAUGACUCCGGUCACAAGAUUGAAGAAGAUGUGUUUUUAAAACGUGUCGAAAAUAAUAUGUUGACAACUAUUGGUCUUCGUGGUAUUAAAGGAAUUAAUCGUGUUUAUUUGACCGAAAGUAAAAAAACUCGCAUUUCCAUUAACGACACGGGUAAAAUAAUCAAAGAGGAUGAGACAAUACUUGAAACUGAUGGCACAAACUUGCAAGAAGUGCUAAACGUCGACCACGUAGAUUAUAGGCGCACUUACUCCAAUAAUUGUGUAGAAAUUAUGCAAGUUUUAGGUAUUGAGGCGACACGAGCUGCGUUGUUGAAAGAACUUCGAGAUGUUAUACAAUUUGAUGGGUCGUAUGUUAAUUAUCGUCAUUUGGCUCUUUUAUGUGAUGUGAUGACUUCUCGUGGUCAUUUAAUGGCGAUUACCCGGCAUGGAAUAAACCGUGCUGAAACCGGCGCUUUAAUGAGGUGUUCUUUUGAAGAGACAGUAGAGAUAUUAAUGGAGGCAGCUGCUGCUGGAGAAGUUGAUGAUUGUAGAGGGGUGGCGGAAAAUAUAAUGUUAGGACAAGUUGCACCUCUAGGAACCGGGGAAUUUGAUAUAUAUCUUGAUCAGGAUAUGCUGAAAACAACCGCACCGUCUAGUGAAAGUGCAAAAGCUGGAAUUCCAUUUGGCAUGUCUGAAACACGACGUCAAUUGGGUAGCAUGACUCCUUCACAUGCUAUGAAUGUACCUAUGACACCAUAUUCUCUUGGUAAUCGAACUCCUUCGCAUAUGAUGUCUCCAAUGUAUGGUAGUGUAUCACCACAAUAUAACUAUGUCCCUUCUUCACCGGCAUUUUCGCCUGUUCUUGAACUUGGAGGUACAAAACCCAUUACUGUUGGGCAAAGUUAUCCGUGGUCAAGCCCAUAUACUUCAGAAAGUCCUAUUUAUGGUCCUUCAUCACCGACUUAUUCUCCAAGUUCACCGGGAGCACCCUUCGCUCAUUCUCCGGCACCUGCAUUUACUCCGCAAAGUCCUGCAUAUAGUCCAACUAGUCCUCACUAUUCACCAACUAGUCCUCAACCUAGUGGUUAUAUGAUUGCGUCUAUUGGUAAUUAUUCUGCAACCCCAUCAAACUAUAAUCGACCGGCAACAAGCCCUAGUUAUUCUCCGAACUCCCCAAGCUAUUCGCCGACAUCUCCAAGCUAUUCACCAACAUCCCCAAGCUAUUCACCUACCUCACCCAACUAUACUCCUACUUCACCGAGAUAUUCACCUACUUCUCCAAGUUAUUCUCCAACUUCACCCAAUUAUUCGCCAACCUCUCCACGAUAUUCACCAACGUCACCUAAUUAUACACCCACAUCUCCAACAUAUUCACCUACGUCUCCAACGUAUUCUCCAACAUCACCUCAUUACUCUCCAACGUCACCAUCUUAUUCUCCAACUUCUCCUGUAUAUACGCCAUCAUCGCCAAGUACUACUGCUAAUUACACCCCAACUGCAAGCUCAUCGUAUAGCCCUGUAUCAUCAAUCACUGCAGCUCCCGGUCUCAAUGCAGCUACAUAUAGUCCAACAAUUGGAUCUUCGUCAAUAAAUUCUGCUUCACCGUCAUCUCCGCGCUAUAGUCCUACAUCACCUGCAUAUUCUCCACGAACAAAUAGAGAUGAUUUAGGAAAUGAUCGAUCAUUUGUUUGA